AGGUAGUCUUUCGUUCUCUUUUUAACGUUUCAUUCAAUUCUCUUCUCACCAUGCCAUUCUUUACUUUCUGAUUCUCAUAAUAAUCCAUCUUUAAUGGGGUCGGAUCUCUCUUUCGAUUCCACUGCUUAAACUGUGAUCAACCUCAUCCUAUCGACGCCUAAUUCGAUUCAUAAUCCUCUAAAUUCCCCCAAGUAACCAAGUCUUUUUCGUUUUUUUUUUUUCAAAGAUCAAACGAUCUUGAAUAAGGUUUUGAUUGCGUUCAACUAAUGCUUUGCGGCCUGGCGAUCUUCCAUAAGAUUAAACAAUGAAGCCAGGAACAUCUUCUUUGAAUCCCUAUGCAGAAUCUUACGUACCUAUCUCGAAACGAGGGAAGGAAAACAAAGCAUUUGAGAUAAUUGCUGGGCAACCAGAGUGUGGCAAUGGAACUGCCUGGUCUGGAUCUCCAUCUGAGAACCAGAAAGUGACUCAACAGAACCAGUUCCAAGGAGAAACUUCUCUUGCCUACAACAUCCAUGGCAUUGAAGAACUACUUGAUUCUGAGGAUGGGACACCGAAGGGCCAAUCAGUUUAUAGUUCUCAUGAUUCAUGGUCACAGAAUCGAAGUAACAUGGCAAGAAAACAGAGAACUUUUGAAGAUUCUGAGAUGGAUUUGGAAUAUCUUGGCGUCAUGUUUCCUUUUAUAUCUGAUCAGUCACUUGCUGAUGUGUACUCCGUAAAUGAGGGUGACGUAGAAGCAUCAGUUGAUAUGUUGCAACAACUUGAGGUCCACCCUGCAGAUGUUUCUGAAAAUCUUCCAGAAUCCUUAGAUAUUGGUGAUAUGUCUGAGUUUGAAUGUCCAGCUGAAGGCACAUCCAGGAGAACUAAUCAAACCACUUCUGGUGAAGCUGGUGGGUCUUCGUCAUGUUCAUUGAAACCAGCCUCUUGACUUACGCUGUGAAAACUUGCAGUGCGAGAAAGUUGGGAAAGGUGGCUUGAUGUCUCCUUUCUUGGAUGUUGUGGUGAGGAGAAAUCUGGGGAAGGGGAAAUUAUUUCCUCUGUUAAACUUCUGGACAUCAACCAUGGUUGGUACAUGUAAGUUUUAGUUGCUGUGUCCAUUCUGUCUUUCCUCUCUGUAAUCUUUUUCUAUUUUGGUAAAAUUUCCUCUGUAAUCAUGAGUUUGUUUCAUGGGAAAUCAGUUCAUCCAUUACCUGUGCAGUUUUUCUUUUGCAAAUUACUCUCAUUUGAAAUGAAAGAGUUUCUUCUCGUCUUA
Macadamia integrifolia is the source of this 1249-nucleotide messenger RNA. Its product is annotated as polyadenylate-binding protein-interacting protein 6-like. Gene Ontology annotation, molecular function: ubiquitin binding. The transcript is spliced from 3 exons. The coding region runs from base 305 to 925 and encodes 206 amino acids. NCBI's taxonomy places the organism in Eukaryota, Viridiplantae, Streptophyta, Magnoliopsida, Proteales, Proteaceae. The record is from RefSeq and is a predicted model, not a curated record.